CAGAGCGUCGCCUCUGCCGGCACGGUGCGCCCCCUAGCGAGGAGGGCCGACGCCCGCGCCGUGAGCCGAGGGGGAAGCGACGACGAGAAGGCGGUGUGGCGGCUAGAGCGUCUCACCGCCGCCCACCCGCUUCCGCACCGCUUCCGCACCGCUCCCGGCAUGCUUUGCGGCCGGCGGCCGUUCCCAUGGCAGCUCGCUGCUGGUUGGCGAACGGAACCGCCCGUCGGCGAGCGACGCUCGCUAUUGGUUGAAGCGGAAGGGGGGGCGGGCCGGCAGGCAGACGAGGGAAUGGAGGGCGGCGAGGCGGGCGGCGGGGGUCUGCUGCAGCAGAUCCUCAGCCUCCGCCUGGUGCCCCGCGUCGGUAACGGCACCACCUACUCCAGCCCGCUGUCCACCUUCCCAGAGAUGUGGUACGGCGUGUUCCUGUGGGCCCUCGUCUCCUCGCUCUCAUUCCACGUCCCCGCCGCCCUGCUCGCUCUCUUCACCCUCCGGCACCACAAGUACGGCAGGUUCAUGUCUGUCAGCCUCCUGCUGAUGGGCAUCGUGGGACCCAUCACCGCCGGCAUCCUGACAAGUGCAGCUAUUGCUGGAGUUUACAGAGCCGCUGGGAAAAAAAUGAUUCCUUUUGAAGCCCUCAUUUUUGGAGUGGGUCAGACGUUCUGUGUGGUGGUGGUUUCGUUCCUGCGGAUUUUGGCCACUCUCUAGCUUUCCUUCAGAUGCUGGUGAUUGAAAAUGGAAGCAAAGCAUCUCCAGCAUGCCUGGUGUCUGUGAAGCAGUAAUGAGGGAGCACAACUUGGAUGGCACCUUGGUGUGCAUUUCCUCCCCACUACAAAGCUGCAUGAAGGCUGCUUCUGCCUCAGGCCGGUGGCAGGGCUCCCUGACUGUGAUAAGCAGGAGCCUGUCCUGAAGGGCUGCGUGCCACAGACAUGAUGGAGAACAUGCUUUCUGUAACUUAUCUUGCUCAUAUAGCAACCAUAACAUCCAGGUUCGUUCUCCUCCAGCACUGCUGAAGCUGUGUCACCAGCCCUAAGUGAGCGCUGGCGGCCAGGCUCUGGUGCUGGCUGCUUGCUGGCUACAGCACGCCACUAAAUGGGGUUGCAGUCUGCUUCAGAAAUUGAGAUGAAAAUCAUUCAUUUCGUUACGUUUUUGUAACGCUAAGUGCCAAGUGAAACUUUGUUUUCCUGGAGGAUAGGAAGAGGGCUCUGGCAGAGACUUGCUGACCUCUUGUGGGUGACAAAUUGUAGCAACAGAGUGACUGAACUGCUGGGGUGAGAACAUGGCUGCAGGUGGUGUAAUGUGUUCAGAGCUCACUUAAGUCUUUGACUUCUUCCCACUUUGCAGUGAACCCAAAGCUCUUUUAAUGUGAUUCUUUUUUUUUUCUUUUAAUGAGAAUCUUCCUUUAUUGUUUUCUUUUCUGGCCCCAUCUUCUUUAUGCUGGGUCAUGGUCAUAGUGAGACUGGGGAGCAGCAAAAGAAAAAAAAAAAAAAAACAUUUUAAAUGGAUGAAAGUGCAAAAUUGUGGCUGAGAGCUGUGAUUAUGAGUGCUGAGGCAUGGGAAAUCAUCAGUGUAAAAAUGAUUGUAGUCUUUAUGAAUUUCAUUGCAGUGAAACUUCUGAAGCUAUACCUCCUGCACAGGAGCUGCAUCCUGCUGCUCACGCAGAACUCUGAGUGCAUGAAUGUGUGCAUUUGCUUCGAAGGAGACCUGUGGUGUUGAACUCCUCGCUCUCCUUUCACUUGUUGAACGUAGGUCUGUGACUGAGCAUCUUUGCAGGUACACAGACACCACAGCUGGCAUGUGUAGAACUCAGCACUCUGCCUUGGUGACCCUGUGGGUGAGAACUGGUGGCUUUUUGGGGCAUAGAGGCAAUGUGUUGUGUUUUAAACACCCAGCCCAUGGCACCUGAGAGAUUCCCAGCUGUCAGCACUAAGCUGUGCAAAAAUAACCCCAGGCCAACUCCUUCUGGCCAUGCUACAGUUUCUCCUAAUGCGUUGGUUUGGUUUAAAUGAUAUUUAACUAAUUCUGAGCUCUGCCCUGUCUUCCAGAGGUGUGCUGUGCGGUCAGGGCUUUGGGCUGGAUGUUGGGGCCCACAGAGAAGCUGGCACUGAAUGCUGAGGAUUUUGCUGGGUGGCACAGCACGUCUAUUGGCAGCUGACAGUCCUCUGGAGGAAGGCACCAUCUGUGUCAACCUCCAGGCCAUGCUUCCCAUCUGUGCGGUGACAGAAAUCCUUUGCUUUUCAGAUCAGCUUACCUUUUGUAGCAAAUUUUUGUAAGGCCACAAACACAAUGGCCCCUGUGCUGAAACAGCCCCAGUCAAGGUCCUGUGCUGAUCACGAAAGCAAUUCUCUCACUUUGCUAAGAUGUCUCAUGAAUGGUCCUUUGCCAGCAGAUGGAGAGAGUUGUUUUUAAGGAGUUUUUAAUGAAAUUGCUCUAAAAUGCAGCCCAUUUUAAUCCAGGGAAUAAAACUUAGUUUUAUUUUAGUUUAGUUUGAGUUUUAGUUUAAUGUGAAUCCUUUUCCUUAGGUGGGCAAGGUUCAAAUUGUUAGUAAAUGCCACUUUAAGACUGCCUGAUGGGUGCUGAGCACGAGGCCUUCUGUGUGCCCUGUGCUUGUGGAGGACCAGCCUAGGAGAA
Molecule: messenger RNA, 2628 nt
Organism: Meleagris gallopavo (turkey)
Lineage: Eukaryota; Metazoa; Chordata; Aves; Galliformes; Phasianidae
Gene: TMEM170A
Product: transmembrane protein 170A
Biological process (GO): endoplasmic reticulum tubular network organization
Cellular component (GO): endoplasmic reticulum membrane
Source: RefSeq, a predicted model, not a curated record